UUUCAUUUUCCCGAUACGAGCCUUGUCGUCUCUCUGCAUCUCUCUCACAUCACCGCAACACCUCCCCUUCUCUUCUUCCUCUACCACCACCAAAACCCAAAUCAUCUCUCGAUCCUUCACCAACAACCUUUCCUUCUCUUCUUCCGCUACCACCAACAACAACACCUCCCCUUCUCUUCUCCCUCUACCACCACCAGCCCCUCCCCUUCUGUUCAUUUUAUAGUUAUGUAGAACCUAGGGUUUCAAAUUGCUUGAAAUAGAAGAAGAAAAGGGAUAUUGGAUGACGAUCUGCUUGAAUCACAAUCUCCUAAGUAAAAUUACCUUUACUUUUCUUUUGGUACUUGUUAGUGUCGAUCACUAAGCUGCUAUGAAAGGGCAUCAAGAUGUCUUAUCCUUGUUUCUUUCAAAAGGUAGUAAUGUGGAUGUAAAGAAUGAUUUUGUCUCACCGCUACAAUAUGCUUCCACUUUUGGCGAUCACGAUACAGUUAAAAUUCUUCUGGAUAAUGGUGCCAAUCCAAAUUUUGUCUUCCAUGAUACAUUUACUCCAUUUCAUGCAUCUAUUUAUUCCCAUUCUUGGAAAGGUGUGGAGCUAUUAUCGAAGGAAGGUGCUGAUCCAAAUGGUGGACCAGAUGGAUUAAAAUCUCUUUCAUUUGCUGCGGGAGAAGUGCAAAUCAUCAAACUGCUCGUUGAAGCUGGUGCAGAUCCAAAUGUUAUAGAUAUAAUAAGCUGAUUUUACUUUUGGUCUCUGUUCAUUUAGUGGGCAUUUGAGCCAUAAAGUGCUGGAAAAGGAAUAUUAAAACAGUUAAAAGAAAUUUAUGAUGAAACCAACGUUGUUGGUGAUAAAUAGAAUUAUGUUGAAACAAGUUGGUUUCAUCUGAACUUGAUCAA
Messenger RNA from Papaver somniferum (opium poppy), 888 nucleotides. RefSeq names its product ankyrin repeat domain-containing protein 39 homolog. The transcript has 5 exons. Lineage: Eukaryota; Viridiplantae; Streptophyta; Magnoliopsida; Ranunculales; Papaveraceae. The coding region runs from base 368 to 730 and encodes 120 amino acids. The record is from RefSeq and is a predicted model, not a curated record. Gene Ontology annotation, molecular function: protein binding.